GCUAGCGGGCUCAGUUGCUGUGCGACUACUAACGUGGUUGGUUAGGUUGCACAAGCGAACGGUGGUUGGCAGCUUCGGAGCUGUGUCAGUAUUACGCGAUCGGCGAUUAUGAGUUUGUACCGUUUGGUUUAAUGUCGGUCAAGAUGAUGAUGAAGGAGACGUAUUUCAAAGUGUUAUUUUGAUGGAAAUGGAGAAACAUCUUGUUGGCAACUAAUAUAUCUUAUACGAGCGGUAGUAGUAAUGAUGCUGGUGCCGGUGGCGGGGGGUUUGCUGAUGAAAGAAAUGCAUUCGUAGUUGUAAUAUUUAUUGACAGUGUUGUUUUCGCUUGUUUUGGUUGUGACGAUGACCGCAGUUACUAGUUCUGCCGUACGUGUGCUUGCAUCAGAACCCUACGUACAAACAUGUGGAGGCAGAAGAGAAAAUGCAUAGCCACCAGCACUUGUCGAGAACCUUGGACUAAUGAUUUUUAACUGGUGUUUCGCUUAGUCUGAAACACGGUGAAGAAACGAAGACUGAGGCAGAUGAAAGCAUGCCACUGUUUGCGGAAGUGAGCCGUCUUCCGGUGCUGUUAGAAUCAGAGUGUCUGUUUUGUGAGAGAGCAAUGGUCGUGCUGUCUGGAAUCAAUCCGCACAGGGUUUCUGGUUCCGUCCUUUGUUACCAAGGGAGUGUAUGAUUUCAAGAUGAGCAAGCAACCAGCAGUGACUGGCCACAGGAGGAGAAAAGAAUUCCCGAGGUUAAUGACAUUCAGAAACUAAAUAAAAACUCGAUCGUGUGGUAUUCUAGUGCCCCUGCUGGCAGUAAUUGUAGAAGCCGUUUUUAUGAGCGAUCUUGCAAUAAAGUGGUAUUAAAGUAUGUAUCCCGUAAAUUUGAAAUGACCUGUAUACGAGGUAGAGAGACUUUGACCUUAUGAUCUUCAAGCUGUAAUAUCAGAAGAAAACCGCAAGGAACAAUAAAGUUAAAAAGUGCUACAAGAUUCAUUACUAUUCCACGUCAUAUUCAAUGGGUCUUUUGUGGCUAAGUGCGGUUUGUUAAGAAGGGAGCCUCACUUAAGGUGCCCGAGCACAAAGCAUAAUUCAGAAACCUUGUGUUGCUGUUAAAAGUUGCGUAACCUCUGUACACGAAAAUUCGCUUUAUUCAAAUAGUGCAAACGGCAAGCCCCUUAAAGUAAGCAUUCAGUUGAAAUAAGUCAAGUGAACAUGUCUAUAUCUAUCCUUAAGGGGGUUUAAAGACACAUUUGCUUCAUCAGCAAGAGAGUGUUAUAACGUACGAGGAACGUAAGGACAUCAUCAGAGAAGAUUUGUGAGAUCUUCACCCAUCCUGAGGGGUCCCCCUGCGAACCUCAUCUGGAGGCGGUAUGGCGGACUGUCUUCACCUCCCCGCAGAACGGAGGCGGGGGACACGGUGAGCCCCAUGGGGCAGAAGCAGAGCAUGUGCCCCAUUAACGGCUUCCGCCAUUAUAAGAGCCUGCACCUGCGCACUUUCGAGGAACCGAGGAUGACGGCGGAGACGGCGCCGAGCACGGUGGCUCCUCCGGGUAGCGAGGAGGGAAGCAAGUACCAAUACUAUGACCCGGAGUACGCGCGCAUGGAGGCCUGGCUUGACGAACACCCAGACUUCGUGCAGGAUUACUUCCUGAGGAAGGCGACGCGGCAGGUGGUGGACACGUGGUUGGUCUCCCAUGCAACACCAACAUCGGCCAACACCGGCAGCUGCGUCAGCCCUCCAGUUGCCGACCUCUCCUCUCCCAGCCACCAGGCCAACCCUGCACCCACUUCCGGUUCACUUCCGGCUAGUACAGCUCCAUCAUCGAGGGCCGGAUCUGGGGCCACGACGCCUGUCCGCAAGAUCUCAGCGCACGAGUUCGAGCGAGGGGGACUUCUGAAGCCCAUCGUGAAUACGAUCGACGGGACUCCAACCUUUCUGUCCGUGUCUCCUACUGGGGACUGCUCCGCGACCUACACGAGCACUAGUGGCCCUGUCGGUUCAGGAGGCACACCCCUGUACCCCGGUCCUGGCAGGCCGCAGCGGCGGUCACGACAUGAGCUCCGACAUCUUGAUGAGAAAGAACUGAUCUUCGAAUUGGUGAAGGACAUCUGUAAUGAACUGGAUGUGCGGUCACUGUGUCACAAGAUCCUUCAGAACGUCAGUAUGCUUCUCAAUGCAGACAGAGGAUCCUUGUUCCUCGUCCAGGGUGACAGGGGGUCGUAUGAUGACAACUCUAGAAGUACUAACAACAAUUUGAGUUCAAGCAACUCAAAGUCGCCAAACUCUCUCGGUUCUAUACCCAAUAAUACAGCUGCUGGGAAGCCGAGGUCCAGAAGGAAUUCUCUGUCGUUAUCGAGCUCGGGGAACUCGACGAGGCCCAGGUUCCUGGUGUCCAAGCUGUUCGACGUGUGUUCUCGUUCGACGCUGCAGGAGAUGGAAAAGAAGGAAGAGAUCAAAAUUCCCUGGGGAACGGGGAUUGUCGGUUACGUCGCAGAGAGCGGGGAGCCUGUCAAUAUACCUGAUGCAUAUAAGGAUGACCGAUUUAACCAUGACAUUGAUGCGCGAACAGGGUACAAGACACGGACUUUACUUUGUAUGCCCAUCAAGGACUUCAAUGGCGAUGUUAUUGGAGUGGCUCAGGUGAUCAACAAGCAGAAUGACAACUGUUUCACAAGUAACGAUGAGAAAGUGUUCUCCAGCUAUCUGCAGUUCUGUGGCAUUGGGCUGCGGAAUGCCCAGCUCUAUGAGAAGAGUCAGCUUGAAGUGAAGCGGAACCAGGUUCUUCUUGAUCUCGCGCGAAUGAUCUUCGAAGAGCAGAGCACCAUCGAACAUAUGGUGUUGAGAAUCCUCACGCACACUCAGUCACUCAUACAGUGUCAGAGGGUUCAGGUAUUACUAGUCCACAAAGCUUCAAAAGGUAGUUUCUCACGAGUAUUUGACUUUGAAGCCAAUGACUUGAAUGGGGAAGAGAACGAUGCACGUACCAGCCCAUUUGAGAGUCGAUUCCCCAUCAAUAUCGGCAUUACGGGUUAUGUAGCCACCACAGGUGAGACGGUAAAUAUUCCAAAUGCCUACGAAGAUGAGAGGUUUGACCCCUCAGUAGAUGAUGGUUCAUGCUUCCGUCACAAGACCAUCCUGUGUAUGGCGAUUAAGAACUCCUCAGGGCAAAUCAUAGGUGUCAUACAACUCAUUAACAAAUUUGAUGACUUACACUUUACAAAAAAUGAUGAGAACUUUGUUGAAGCAUUUGCAAUUUUCUGUGGAAUGGGAAUCCAUAACACGCAUAUGUAUGAGAAGGCUGUGAUAGCAAUGGCAAAACAAAGUGUGACCCUAGAGGUGUUAAGUUACCAUGCCUCCGCUUCAUUAGAAGACGCUCAAAGACUGAGGAGCCUCAGAGUUCCAUCAUCCCAGCAUUUUCAGCUGUAUGAUUUCAAGUUCGACGAUAUCCACAUGGAUGAUGAUGAUACUUUGAAGGCUUGCAUACGAAUGUUUCUAGAUCUAGACUUCAUAGAGAGGUUCCAUAUUGACUAUGAAGUCCUGUGUAGAUGGCUUCUUAGUGUGAAGAAGAACUACCGCAAUGUAACGUACCACAACUGGAGGCAUGCCUUCAAUGUGGCUCAGAUGAUGUUUUCCAUUAUCACCGUUACUCAGUGGUGGAAAAUAUUUGGUGAGAUUGAGUGUCUGGCUCUGGUAAUUGCAUGCCUUUGCCAUGAUCUGGAUCAUCGUGGAACCAAUAACUCUUUCCAAAUAAAGGCUUCCUCACCACUAGCUCGACUCUACUCCACCUCUACAAUGGAGCACCAUCAUUUUGACCAGUGCAUCAUGAUUCUUAACAGCCAGGGCAAUCAGAUCCUUGCCAAUGUCUCACCAGAUGAAUAUUCAAGAAUAAUAAAGGUCCUGGAAGAUGCCAUUCUGUCGACGGAUUUGGCUGUGUAUUUUAGGAAGCGAGGUGCCUUCUUCAAUCUAGUGCGAACUGCCAGCUACAACUGGAUGCGUGAUGAUCACCGUGAACUCUUGAGAGGAAUGACCAUGACAGUGUGUGACCUGGCUGCCAUUACAAAACCAUGGGAAGUUGAGAAGAGGGUAGCAGAACUAGUAUCAAGUGAGUUCUUUGAACAGGGGGACAUUGAGCGUCAGGAGUUGAAGAUUACACCAAUUGAUAUCAUGAACAGAGAAAAAGAAGACCAACUUCCCCUUAUGCAAGUAGGAUUCAUUGACUCCAUUUGUCUCCCUAUUUAUGAGUCAUUUGCGGUAUUGUCUGACAAGCUGGAACCACUUGUGGAAGGUGUGCGGCAGAAUAAACAGCACUGGCUUGAAAUUGCUGGCUUGCAGAACCACAACAGUAAAAUGGAGGAUGGAGGCGAGCUAUGACUUCCUACCAGCAUAUCUCUGAAGCAUAAUAACCUCUUGACAAAAGUGAGGAAAAAUUUGUAACUUCUCCCUCAUCUUGUACAUAAAGGUCAAUUGUAUAAUGUGGGAAAGCUGAAGUUCUACUCCAGAUAAAUCUAUAGUGUUCUCUUGGAUCAACGAGUCUUGUCCAAAAUGAUGACCUGCAUGGUGUUAGCCUUGCACACAGUAGCCAGUUGAAUGUUUUGGCCAAGUAGCAAAGCCACUUGCAGGCAUGUAUUCUGACUAAGAAGAGACAACGUAAAAACAGACUCAUUGAGAACCUUGUAUUACAGUAAGUAACCAAAUAAAUGCUCCUUUUCUGAAAUCGAAGAUCUGAUUCCUGUAAUGAAAAAGAGCACAAAAUUGUGAGAGUUUGAGCCAAAAAAGGAAAUUUUGCAUAAAAGUGGAAUGAAGCUCCUUGUUACAUUUCAGAUGCUAAAGUAGUUGCCUGCAAAUAUGACAUGUCUGCUGGACUGACGCUUUGAUAAGUUCAGGCUUGGAUGAUGGAAGAUAGCCAUUUAUAAUCAAAGCGAUUGCAUUAUUUUUGUGAAGUAAACUCCGAAACCAAAGUUAAUGGCAUUGUGAAUAAUGGAACUGAUUGUAUUAUUUGUGUGAGUGUUGUGUCACUCUUUGCCCCUCCCUUAUCUAUAUCCUUCACCUCUGUCCUUGUAAUUGUUUUGUAAGUAAAGAGAAAAUCUUGUUGUAUAAAUUGUAUAAAUUAUAAAAUUAUAGUAAUAUAUAAUUAGGCAGUGCACCUAAAACAUAAAUAAUAGUUUUACACAGAG
This is a messenger RNA of Cryptotermes secundus, 5159 nucleotides long. Its product is annotated as dual 3',5'-cyclic-AMP and -GMP phosphodiesterase 11. Gene Ontology annotation, molecular function: 3',5'-cyclic-AMP phosphodiesterase activity; protein binding; 3',5'-cyclic-GMP phosphodiesterase activity. The record is from RefSeq and is a predicted model, not a curated record. Gene Ontology annotation, biological process: signal transduction. Bases 1411 to 4356 code for a protein of 981 amino acids. The transcript has 21 exons. NCBI's taxonomy places the organism in Eukaryota, Metazoa, Arthropoda, Insecta, Blattodea, Kalotermitidae.